AUGAAGGCGGCUGUGUUGCUGGCCCUUGUGGCGUUCAUGUUGAUGUGCGCCGUCUCAGAGGCUCGACCCCGCACGGCGCUCCGUGCCGGCCACAAGAUCGACUGGUCGAAGGUCGACACCCAGCUCAUGGACGCCAAGUUCGGCCGCAAGCUGGCCGACCAGCCCGCCAAGCGUUCCGCCGACGCGCCCAGCGGCUCUUCCCUGUGGGAGGUGAUCCCCGGCCGGUACCCCAAGACGCAGUCGUUGCCCGAUGUGCUCGCGCAGGUGCCCAACACACCGGAGGGCCGUAAGUUCGUGCAGGACCUGGCCAACACCAUCUUCACCAAGUUCGGCAUCUGGGUGCCCAGCUUUGUCGUGGAUCUGUUCUUCGAGGACAGCAGCUACUUCCUGAACUACCUCAAGUUCACCGGCUGGGAGCUCUACGACGGCAUUGCCGCCAUCAACUUCGCCUACCAAAUGGGCUGGAUCACUUCGAAUGCCUCCAAUGCGGACACCCUCCCGCAGGGGUUCAACCUGGACAACUAUGCCAGCGCGCCGAUCAAUGUCUCCAACUACAUUCCGGCCGAGCCGGUCGAACUCUUCCCCGACCUGUGGAAGGGUUUCUACCGCGGUAACGCCUCCGAGGAGCAGCUCAAGGCCGAGAUUGUGUUUGCGCUCACGCUCAACCAGCUCGCCAACAACUCGCACAAGCGCGAGAGCGAUCCCUCCACCUACUUCACGCUGUACAACGGCAACAAGAUCGCGUCCAUCAGGGACCUGCUGGGCGCUCUGGCAGCCAACGGCCACUCGAUCAAGUGCUACUUGACCUAUCGCGCGGUCGAUUUCUUCGGUCUUCUCACGCGCGAUAGCCAAGGCCAGUUCAAGGAGGUCCCCGCCCCCGUGUUCAUGGACACCGAGGUCACUUCGCUCUCGGGCGAGUCGGCUGUCACGACCGCCAUUCAUGAUGAGCUGGUGAUCGAGAUCAGGUCGGGUCCCAACACCAAGGGCACCCCGUUCAACAUCGACAUCCUCUGGUACGAGGGCGAUGACGGCAUCGGCUUCUUCGCCGGCAGCCUCUACGACUAUGCCUCGUGGGUGGGCGCCGUCAACACGCAGCACAUGGAGGGCAAGCAGGCGAUCGACUACCUUCACCUCGCCGGAGUGUUUUCCGACACGCUCAUCCAGACCGCGCUCACGUUCAACCUCUACGAUUUGGGCUAUGGCGCCACCGGCGUUGACUCUAUCGCGGUCAUCGAGUGGACCGUCUACGGCAACAUGAGCCUCUACCCCCUCCUGAUGGAGAAGUUCCUGGUGGCGCCCAUUGUGGCGGAGUACCUCGCCCUGGCCAACCGCAACGCGGGCGAGUACGCCAAGCUCGCCGCUGGUCUGUACGAGCUCGUCUCGGACAGCGCCGUCAACCCCACCCUCCGCCAGAGGGCCUACAACACCAUCACGUGGCCCGCUGGCCAGGAGCCCUUCGAGACCGUGGUCAAGGCCAGAGCCAUCCUGUCCGGCCAGAACUAG
Molecule: messenger RNA, 1503 nt
Organism: Acanthamoeba castellanii str. Neff
Lineage: Eukaryota; Discosea; Longamoebia; Acanthamoebidae
Exons: 11
Coding region: 1-1503 (500 amino acids)
Source: RefSeq, a predicted model, not a curated record